CAAGUCUACUGUAAAACAAUUUCCUAUUCAUAGGGGAGAAUAAUUAUGAAAUAUCUGUCAUGAAAGUUCAAAAAAAAACUUUCAUGAAUGGUAGAACAUAGUUUUUCAGUAUUUAGAGUGUAGUGACUUUUUGUCCGUUCUAUGUUACUUCUAUGGAAUAUUGCAUCGCUAUCUGUAGAAUGCUCUGAUGUUACUGCCUUCUUCUGGAGCGGCACUACCCGUGCUGUGAUGGCGAGGAAACCCCGUUGACAAGGCACUGCUUUUUCAUGACGCAAAUAAAAGGUGGUGGUUAAUGAAUGAUUCCAUGCUCGCUGUCAGAAAGCUGUGUCAUGGAUGAUGAGGACGAUCGCCGUCUUCUGGAUAUUAUAGGGGAUGUGCAGGCGUUGAAUGACUACCUCCACGGCUCCACCAACAAGUCUAUUGAGGAGGAUGACGUGACGAACGCAGCUUACGGCUCUGCCGGAACCUUCUUCACCAGUAACACUGCUGGCUCUAACUCCGGCCUCAAAGAUGAAGAGUUUGAGGAUUCAGCAGGGGUGGGCCUCCAGCUUUCCAGUAGCCUAUCGUUCAUUGAGGAUGAGCUGGGGGGAGAAGCUUCUCCAGGAGGAAUGGAUCUUGGCGGAGGAGAGGACCAGCCCUUUGACAUCCUGCAGAAGUCUCUCAUGGAGGCAGACAUUACUGAACAGACUCUGGAACAGGAGGCCAUGCUAGACUCCCAACCACCUCCCCCUCCUCUCCCCUCGGCCCCCUCCCCAUUCCCCCCCCAGCUGGUCUCGGGGGGGUACGGCAGCGGGGUCACCACAUCGACUGCAGCUUUUCCCAGUGGUCAGUUCCUCCAGGGCGUGUCCCAGCUGCCUAAUGGCCAGGCAGGGGGGCACAUCCAGGUGUUGGGGUCCUUUGGCGGGGGAGGGGUCCAGCAGAUCCUCCUCCGGCAGGGUGGUGGGGUAGGGGGGGCGGUGGGGGGAGUAGCAGCAGGGGGGCAGGUGUUUGCCACUCCCUCCCCAGUGGGCCAGGUGAACCAGGUAGGCUUGCCCUUUAAGAACAUCCCCCUGCAGAAUAUCAUCAUCCAGAGAGGACCUGGGGGCGCCCAGGCCCUGGUCAGACCUAUCCAGCCCAAACCCCUUCAAGCUGGGGCUCAGACUGUCUAUAGCCUGGGACUCCAGACCACAACCACCACCAUGGUUAACACCGCGGCCCAGGGACACUACACAGCUAACGGCUCCAUCCUGGUCCACUCUCCCUUGGGGCAGCAGAACCAGGGACAGCAAGGCCAGGCCAACCUGCCCCCAGGGCAGUACCUGGUCCACCACAAUGGGCCCUCAGACCCAUCCCAAUCAACCCUGCUAGCCAAUCAGAACACAGUACAGCUCGUCGCCGGGCAGAACUUCACGGCGACGGCGGGAGGUCAGCUGAUCCAGGUGGGAGGCAGCCAGGUGGGAGUAGGAGGAGCCAUGACCCAAACAUGGCAGAAUUUUCCUGGUACGAACCCUGCCCCAGUACAGGCGGCAUCAAACCAGGGGCGUCUGACGCUGGUUGGAACGGCGACUGGGGUUCAAGGGCAGGUGUCGGGCAGCCCAGUGCAGCGCCUCGUACUGUCUCAGACUCAGAACAGCAGCUCCCUCUCCCCCCUGUCUCUCUCUGGUACUGGUACUGCCUCACAUGAACAGGAGUACACACAGGACAAGCAGGCUCAGACACAUCUCGUCAACCUCCUUGGAAACAAAGCUGUGAAAACAAUGACCUACAUCAGCCAAGACGCCCCGCUAAACACACAGGUCAGUGCUCAGAAGAGGCCGGCCCCUCAGCAGCUCACCAGAGGAGGAAUGAUGCUACAGCAGUUGAGGAUGGAUCAUUCGGGGGUUCUGUCACCUGACAUCGCCCGCUUCACCUCAUUGGAUGACGCACUGCACAGACUCCUCCCCUACCACGUGUUCCAUGGAGCUCCGCCCAACAGGGAAGAGUUUUCCCAAGUGGAUGAUGAGUUUGAGUCGAUGGCGACUCAGGUAUUGAAAAGGACCCAGGUCAUGAUCAACAAAUACAGACGACUGCUGAUGGUGGAGGCUGAGCGCUCCAGUCCCUCCUCAGAGAUGGUGAUGAUUGACAGGACCUUCAACCAAGAGGAGCGCCAGAACCUGACACAAGACAAACGUAUGAUACUGGUGGACCCAGAUGGCUUCUUGGAAGAUUUCUGCUGUGGGGUGAAGACAUCUCCCCUCUCUCUACCCUGCCUCUCCUUGGACCCUCUCUCCACCCCCUCGUCCAGCCACGGCGGUAGACAGACAGGGAGGGGUGCGACCACAGACCCCCCUUACAGGACAGACCCCCAGUCGGGCUAUGGAGACCCGGGGGGAGGAGGGAGAGGAGGAAUAGACUCUUUUAAGAGUAUCAUGGACCUGAGGAGGACUCAACAUAGCAACUAUGGAAACAAAGCUGCCUCUAGCAACCACAGCAACUAUCACCAUGGCAAUGUGGCUGCUACUGCCACAGUCGCGAUGUCGACAGAGCCGGUACAGACUCAGUUCCUGUCUCACCUGUCCUCCUCUCACCCCCAGACCCCCCUGCCCCUCCCUCCCACCCUGCCCGACACAGACUCGGUUCUAGAGGCAGCUGUGAACAGCAUUCUAGAAUGUUAGACAGACAGAUUUGACAGACGGACGUGCCACCAUUCCAUCUCUCUCAUCCCCCUCCAUCCUUUGCCCCGCCGGCUCAUUCUUGGGGCUACAUGUUUUUUAUUGUUUCUUUUCUUAUUUUGCUCUCCCAUUGUCAGUCCUUUUCAACCAGCUCUGAGUUAGUUACAGUCAUAGAAAUAUAAUCUAGAUAUAUGGUUACAGUACUAUGGUUACUAUGGUUACUGUAGGACAACCAGGGGUCAUGACCUGUGUUACAUCAUGUCCUGUUGGGUGUGAGCCGGAAGAAGAUAUCAACCCCCUGAACCCCAACUUUAGCCACGUGCAAUUAUGCUGAAGUUUAGGGAGGAAGAAUAUGAUGAUGAUGAUGAUUCUGUGCCUGAGAAAUUCUAUGUUGUCCUUCAAAUGUUUACAUGAAGAAGCCUUGUAAGAAAUGUCCUUUAAUUUUUGCACCUGACAUUACACAUCUUCACACACUGAGUAUACCAAACAUUAGGAACACCCCCCCCCCCCCCCCCCUCCCCCAUGAUAACAGCCUCAAUUCGUCAGGGGAAUGACUCUAUAAGGUGUCGAAAGCGUUCCACAGGGAUGCUGGCCCAUGUUGACUCUAAUGCUUCCCACAGUUGUCAAGUUGACUGGGAUGACCUUUGGGUGGUGGAACAUUCUUGAUAUACACAGGAAACUGUUGAGUGUGAAAAAUCCAGCAGCGUUGCAGUAUUUGACAAAGACCGGUGUGCCUGGCACAUACAACCAUACCUCGUUCACAGGCACUUACAUUUUUGGUCUUCUGAAUGGCAUACAUUCACAGUCCAUGUCUCAAGGCUUAAAAAUACUUCUCCCCUUCAUCUACACUGAUUGAAGUGGAUUUAACAACCGACAUCAAUAAGGGAUCAUAGUUUUCACCUGGAUUCACCUGGUCAGUCUUAUGGAAUGGAAAGAGCAGGUGUUCUUAAUGUAUUGUAUACUCAGUGUAUGAUACCAUAGUCAUUUGAUGGAUUUGACAACUACCAGAAAUAUAUUGUUAUUUUUCUGUUCUAUACUUCAGUUUUCAUAGUCAAGCCAGAGAGACUCACUCACACGCUGAGUGUCUUAACUACUAAAGCAGCUUUUGGUUUUCUGUCAGUUUUUGAAAUGUAUCUUUGACAUUUUUCUUAUGUACCUUAAAGGUAUGUGAUGCCCCUCCGCGCGCACACACACACAUUUUGUUCUUCUAUCCUCGUGGGGACCUAAAAUUAAUUUCCAUUCAAAAUCCUAUUUGACCUAACCUUAACCCCUAAACACUUAUUGUGUUCGGGUUCUGCGCAUGUGACAAAGUUUGAUUUGAACUCCUAACUCCUAAACCUAAUUGUAACCAUAACCCUAAACCUAACCCCUAAGCUUAAAAUAGCCUUUGUCCUCAUGUACCCAUGUAUCCUCAUGUACCCAAGGGAUAAAACAUUAUUAUUUUUUUACUAUCCUUGUGGGGACUUUUGGGGGUUUUAGGUUCCCACAAGGAUAGAAAAACCGACCCACACAUCAAACACACACAUUUUGUUCUAUCUUCAUGGGGACCUAAAAUUAAUUUCCAUUCAAAAUCCUAUUUUUCCUGACCUUAACCUGGAACCCAAACCCUGAACCUAAUCCCUUACCCAAACCCUAAUUGUAAGCAUAACCCUAAACCUAACCUCUAAGCUUAAAAUAGCAUUUGUCCUCAUGGGGAUGUGGGAAAUGUCCCCACGAGGGGAGAAUUUUUCUUGUUUUACUAUCCUUGUCCCCACAAGUAUAGAAGAACCAAGACACACACACACACACACACACACACACACACGUGUAUUGGUGUUGGGGGGAGCUAACUCCUCAGAUUGAGGGAAAAAUGUUACGACAUGUUUAUCUUUUUUUAUAUAGAUUAGAUUUAGUUAAUUUAAAAAAAUGAAACAUCACUAUUAUUUGUGUUGUUAGUGAUGUGUGUCCCAGCGAUGUCAACACGCAACCAUGGCAAUGUCUUACUGUCAUGUGAUACAAUGACCCUGGAAGGUCAUGGAUUGUAUAUGUAUGUCCACUCUUUGUGAACGUGUGCUGGUGUGUUCGUAUGUUUGUGUGUUCACUCACCCCGGAUGAAUGUUACUCGUUCCCUAGCACACUUAGUUUCCCCUCCUCCACUCUAUCCUUCUCUCCCUCCCCACAGUUAAGAGAUGAGAGACAAGUGUAUGUAAACUCUGCUUUUAAACUGACUGAAGGAACAGACUGAAGGCCUUAGAUAGAAAGUGUCUUGUGUCUGAGUGAGUAAGGGCUUGAAUGGUCGUGUUCUCCUGCUCAAACGUCGCAUACAUCAACCAAUGGUUGCGUGCCACGUCCUUGACUGUGCCGUGGCGUCGGGCACCAGAUUGCUAGAACAUAUGUGGCACGUCUAUCCUAUCCAGGUGUUGUAAGGUCUUCAUGUGCCAGCAGUGUCUGAGCAGAGGAACACAACCACUGGGUGUGGCCUUCUCAGCCCUGGUCCUGAGGACCCCUGUGUCUGCUGGUCGACACACUAUUCCCCAUAUAUUUUUACCCAGAGCCUAUGUAACUCACCCCAUGUGACUCAAAAGUAGUGGACUAUAUGGGAAGUAAUUUCACACAGGAGUGUCUUGAGGGGUUAAGGUACUAGGCUAUGCCCUUUCUGCCAAGGAGAGCAAUACAUUUCUACUUUCUUGACCCGUUUUCACUGUUGACUUUCUUUUUGUCUGUCUCACUAUCUACAUGAUUUGUAUAGGGGCUUUUUUGGUAUAAAAAAUGAAAACGUGAAACACAAAAUAUUUAUAAUUUUUUGUAAGGAAAACCCCAGAGGAAAAACACGAGAAAAAUGAAGUUCUUUUUUAUUCUGUUGGCAUUGAAGUGUUCCAAGAGAAAUUGUUACAAAAUACUGUCAGUUGUUCAUUUCUAGUUUGUGUGUUUACUACAACAGCAACAAUAGGUCAAUAAUAAAUUCAUUUUGAAUACAAUCAUAAA
Messenger RNA from Oncorhynchus mykiss (rainbow trout), 5594 nucleotides. RefSeq names its product BRD4-interacting chromatin-remodeling complex-associated protein-like. Lineage: Eukaryota; Metazoa; Chordata; Actinopteri; Salmoniformes; Salmonidae. Gene Ontology annotation, cellular component: SWI/SNF complex. Gene Ontology annotation, biological process: positive regulation of DNA-templated transcription. The record is from RefSeq and is a predicted model, not a curated record.